This is a messenger RNA of Saccostrea cuccullata (small rock oyster), 2374 nucleotides long. Its product is annotated as arylsulfatase I-like. The transcript is spliced from 15 exons. The record is from RefSeq and is a predicted model, not a curated record. NCBI's taxonomy places the organism in Eukaryota, Metazoa, Mollusca, Bivalvia, Ostreida, Ostreidae. Bases 474 to 2087 code for a protein of 537 amino acids.
UUUUAAAAUGUUAGUAAGUCUUUUUUUCUUCUCAUAGAUUCUCAAAAGUUGGGUCAAAAGAGCAAUAAAGACUGCUUUUUUUAUUGAGAACACCUGAUCAGAAGGGUAUACAGCAUGAUUUAAAAUUUUCUUCGUUGGUGUGUUGAGUCACCAGUUCUGUAUUGAGCGUUAAGAAGAGAGGGUUCAUUUGAUAAACGUGAUAAAACUCCUAGCGUUACUACGAUUGAGGACUUGCAUUGUCACUACUCAUCUGCAAGUUUCUUCUUCAUAACCGUUUCCAAAGUGAUUUUCCAUUGGUUCUCUGAACGUUUCGCGUGAUAUACGAAAUUCAGUUGACCGUGAAUAUUGAAUAGACAUAAAAAUGGAAUCAAGAAGAUGGUCCUUCGAAUUAAGUUUCUUCCAGAGAAGAAGUGUCCCUUGACAGUUUGAUUUCAUUAACUUUGCCGAAGAAUACGUUAGAAAAAAAUCAAAGGAUGCUUCGUGGUACCUUCGUUGUCUUCUGUCUACUAUUUCCUGUUUUGGAGGGCGCCAAAAAGCCACACAUACUCUUCAUUGUUGCAGACGAUUUGGGUUGGAAUGAUGUUGGAUGGCAUAAUCCGGAUAUCUAUACACCAAAUUUGGACAAAAUGGCGCACGCCGGGGUGAUAUUAAACUCCUCUUACGUUCACCCAAUAUGUACACCAUCAAGGAACAGUUUUCUGACCGGUGUCUACCCUUUUAGAGUUGGCUUAUCGGGUUCUGCAAUAGAUCCUCGCCAACCACGCUUUAUGUCUCUAGAUACACCAACUCUCCCAGAAAAACUCAAGAAACUAGGUUACUCCACGCAUAUGAUUGGAAAAUGGCACUUGGGGUUUUGUAACGAGAAGUACACACCGACUCGGCGUGGAUUUGAUUCAUUUUUAGGGUUCUAUGCAGGCGCUCAGGACUACUACAAACACACCAACGUUGGAGGAUACGACUUCCGGUUUAAUAAGACAGUGUUUUAUCCACCUAAAAAGCAAUAUUCCACAAAAACGUACGCCAAAAGGGCUGUGGACAUUAUAAAAGAACACAAGAAGAAUAAGAACCCGCUGUUUCUGUACCUGGCUUUCCAGUCGGUUCACACUCCAUUACAGGUACCAAAGAAGUAUGAAAAAAGAUACCAUCUUCUGAAAAACAAAGACAGGAAAAUAUUUUCUGGCAUGGUAACAGCAAUGGACGACGCAGUUGGGGCUGUAAUGGCGGCCUUCAAAAAACACAAAUUUCUGGGGAACCUAGUGGUAGUCUUCACAACUGAUAAUGGUGGGGCAGCUCAUAUUGUUGGGAACAAUUUCCCCCUCCGUGGAUCUAAGACGACCUUAUGGGAGGGUGGAACAAGAGCUGUGUCCUUCGUGUAUAGCAAGAACCUCCUGAAAAGGAAAGGAUACGUUCAUGAGGGAUUAUUCCACUCAACUGACUGGUUCCCUACCCUUUUAGCAGCGGCAGGAGGAAGACCAAAAUUAGAAAAACAGAUCGAUGGUAUAAAUCAAUGGCCGAUGAUAAGAUCUUGUAAACCAUCGCGGAGGACGGAGUUCAUCUACGACAUUGACAAAUCACGACAUUCAUACGGCAUAAGAAUGGGAGACUACAAACUAAUAGUCGGUACCCCUGGGGACUACAAUAGUUGGUACCGAGUGGCAGCGACCGAUAGCUUUUGUCCAAUCUAUGACGAAUAUGAAACAGACAGUGACCAAGAUAUAUUUAUAUACGAAUCACUAAAUAGAAUGGUCAGAAAUGCUAAAGGAUAUGUUCGCUGGUUGACUGCCAAAAUUCCAGGGUUUGAUAUGGUGAGAAAAUGGCAUAGAUAUAGGCAGCUACAGCGUUGUCAGAAGUUAAAAAAACAGGACAAAACAAAAUGGAUUUUCCCGAAAUACCUUCUAUAUAAUAUCAAAGAUGAUCCAUCAGAAAGAAGAAAUAUAGCUGGGUACAAACCAAUGCUGGUGCAGAAAAUGAGAAAACGGUUAGAGCGAUACCAAAGAAAAGCUGUGCCUCAACAAACUAAAAGCAAAGAUCCGCGAUCGAAUCCAAAACGUUAUAAUGGGGUGUGGAGCCCUGGUUGGUGCAAUUAGAGACACAGUAAUUUUCUAAAUGAGACUUCCGGUCCGAAUAAUUAUACUCACCGGUGAUUUAACUAAAACGGGUAGUGCUCGUCCAGAACUCGUUGUCCAUUAUUUGUGAACAGUGUCCAGAUGCCCUGUGUACAACCUUAUUUUGAUUGUUUGUACCUAAUGGAUUCUUGGGUUCAAGAGAAAGUAUAUAAACCUUGCAGGCUGUGUAUUUCAAAGCUUCACAGAAAGUUGGAACAUACAGUGUAAUCUUUUGAAUUUGUACGGAGCGUGAAAAUAAUUGUCUUCAA